This is a messenger RNA of Closterium sp. Yama58-4, 777 nucleotides long. NCBI's taxonomy places the organism in Eukaryota, Viridiplantae, Streptophyta, Zygnematophyceae, Desmidiales, Closteriaceae. The record is from the annotation of a GenBank genome assembly.
AUGCCUGCAGCAGAUCUCCUCAGCUUCUCCCCACCUCUCUCCACCCCUCCCCAACCCACUCCGCCCUCCCCGACCCCUCCUACCGCUCCCCAUCCCUUUCCACCCCUCUCCACCCCUCUCCCCCACCAAGAGCGCAGCGCGCGCAGCACGUUCCCAUCUCUGGAGGGGUUCCGCCAGGCCAGGCUGAGAGGGUUCCGCCGGGUCUUCUGCCACGCUGCGCCCGUGUUCUUUAUAAGGGGGAUUGCUAAUAGCGAGACCAAAGAGUAUUCGAGCCUGAGUGUGGAGCCCUGCGAGGGGGAGGAGAUCGUUGUCACGCUCUUCUCCAUACCCGUUACUGAGGUGCCAGCAUUCAUUGAACGAGAGCAUGAGUUCCGGUUCCUUCUUGUUCCCCCCAGCAGAUUAUCACCAGUAGCAGCAUCACCAGAUUCAUUAGCAGCAGAAUCAUCAUCACCAACACAUGGUGCGGUGAUUUGCAGCCGCUACAGCGACCAAGAGUACCUUCAAAUUCGCCUGAAAGGCAACAGAGAUGAGUAUGAGAAGCAGUACGGCAGGUGGGGUGUGGAGAGGGUGUGGGACGACACUCUACUGCCAUGCCGUGUCUACCUCCGGCACUGUGUGCUGGCAGCUCAAGGGCUCGGAGAGGAGGCUCUGGCAAGUUUCCUGGACCACACAUUUCUGGCCGACCGCCAGACCACCAUUCGUCAGUACCUGCUUCGGCACCCAGACAUCAUGUCCGAACCUCCUCCGCCAAGCCUGGCAGAUAGGUAUGGCGGCUGA